UGUGUAAUCAAUAUAGGAGAAAAACCAGCCACCAAAUCAAUUUUAUGUGUGAGUGUGUGUGUGUGUGUAUAUGUGUAAUAUAUUCCACGGACGAAGAGAGCCGAGAGUAGAUUGUGAAAAAAAGGAACAAGAGAGAGAGAAAAGCAAGCAUAAUCACACAUCAAAUAGAAUCUCAUCUAACGGAGUACGUGCAGUGUGUACUACAGUUGCUGUUUUUUCGCCCAAACGUUCGUAGGUCAAAGAGGCACGGAUUCGUGGUCCUUUUUUACCAAAAACGCAAAUCAUCAUUCUGGGCAUUAGGAGUGAGAGAGAUUUGGAAAUCUUCUAAUUGGUGUGUGUAUUAUUUAACAAAGAAACGAAAAAAAGAAACUUUUUUCAAGAGAAAUUUUCGUGUUUUUGGGUUAUUGUGUGUUUCACUUAUGGAAAUUGUGUGCUAAAAAUUUUUGUGCGUUCCAUAAAACAGAGACCCAAAUUCUCAUCUGUUAACCGAAAACCAUUGUGUGCAAACACGGUGCAGACUGAAGCAUACACAUAAGUAUAUGUGGCAUUGCAAAUUGUAUGUGACUCGAUAGCGCGCGCGGUUGUUUCUGACCAAACAACUAACCGUGUUGGAAUACACCUAAUUGCCAUAGAUUUGAAUUGAGCAACGAUUUAGUUGAUUUGCUGUUGUUGCUGCUGCAACAGCACUUGAUAAAUUGAGGUAGAGAAAAUAAAAUACACAUAUAUGAACGAAAAAAAAACGAAGUAAAAACGAGAAUCCAGAAGCGGCACAGAACACAGAUAGAGAGAGAAAUAACAAAUAAAAAUUAAUAAAAACAAAUAAAUUUCAACAAAAUUGGAGCACGUCACAUUUGGUCGUUGGCGAUGUACAUCUGAAUUUAUUGUGGACACCCGUUUGUUAGCUGAAGUGAGGUUGUUUUUUCUCUCCUAGUUAAGUUUUAGAUUCGAAAUCGACAGUUGAACAAAAAAUAGAAGAAAAUCGACCCAAAAAAAUAAAAUCGAAAAAGACAAAUCGAGUGGAUAGAUUUGUUUGUUUUUUGCCAUUAGUGUGGCAUAGUGACCAUAAAUUCUCGAGUUUCAACUACACUACGCAAGGCGUUGAUCGAUUUGGAUAGAAAAACUGAAAAGAAAACGAACUAAAGAAAGAAGCGAAAAUAAGAACGAAUUGAAAAAAAUAGAGUCGAAAAAGAUGGGUUUGUCCGGAUGCUGUUGCUUGGUCAAAUAUCUUUUGAUCUUGAUAAACUUCGUGUUUUGGGCGGCUGGAAUCGCUGCAUUCACCCUCUUCGGAUGGAUGUUGACCGAUACAUCACUACUGGUGUCGCUUACCCAAGGGAAAAGUGAUGUGUACAUUGGCUUGUUGGUAUUCGUUGGCGUGGCCACGCUCGUUAUCAUCAUUGCUUUCUUGGGAUGCUGCGGCGCAUUAAAGGAAUCGCAAUGCAUGUUGGUCUCGUUCUUCUGCUUCUUGCUGGUUGUAUUGGUGGCCGAGAUUGCGACCGGCGUUUAUGCAUACCUCAAUCAAGAUCAACUCCUGAAGAUAGUACGUACCAGCGUCAAACACUCCAUUCAAGAAGACUACAGUGUCAACAAUAUUCAAACGCAAGCCUUCGAUGCAUUCCAAAAACAUCUCGAAUGUUGCGGUGCUGAAGGACCAAAGGAUUGGCAAACCAGUAAAUUCAACAACAACACCAAGGCAUUGAAUUUGGAUGUAUCGAGUCCGCCGGAAACGUUUAUCAUUCCACAAUCUUGCUGCAAAGCAAACAUCUCGGAAGCCAUCUGCAAAAAAGAAACACGAAUUCCAAUUGGUGCAUCGAAAAUAGAGUCACAGUCGAUUCACUUAAAGGGAUGCUCGGAAAAACUGGUACAAGAGGCGCAAAACCAUUUGCUAAUCAUUUUAGCGAUAAUCGCUGGUAUUUUAGUGUUUGAAAUAUUUGCACUGAUGAUAUCGCUAUGCCUAUGCUGCGCUGUCGGUGACAGAGAAGACGAUUAUAAAUCUUAAAUGAGACCAGCUACCAACAACCGAGCAAAAUCAAUAGGAAAUCGUAAUGUUGGUACUGUGUUACGAUUUCAUUCGUCAAGGCAUCGAUCCACAUAUUUAAAUUCAGCCCAUUAUUAAAUUCAAAACUAUGUGACACAUUACUGCAUUUUCUGUUUUCCAAAAUUGAAGCAAAACAAAAAAAAUAACUGAAAAACACUCUGUUUUUCUUUCGCAUGAUUAUUCCAUUUUAUUCAAAAAGAAUGCAAAAACAAAAUUAAAAGAAAAAAACCCAUAAGUAGUCAUUUGAUGUAAGAAAAUUAAAAGAUAAAAAUGAGACAAAAAAAAAAUAGAAAAGAUGAAAGCAAACACGAGACGAAACAAACACUUUAAGACUUGAAACCGUCGUCAAAAUCGAACGAGAACAUUUGAACGAGAUAGAAAACUCAGCUUCAAAAUCAUAAGCAUACACACUCACAACCCACACACAAACAAACAAACAAGCGACGGUUCGAUUUUUAAAUGUUUUGUGCCAAAGAUAUUUACAUUUAAAUUAAUUGUGUAUAAAGAAGAAUUAUUUGUUGUUAAUCGAGAAAAAAGAAACAAAAAAGAGAAAUCCAUUCAUUUAUCACCAAUGAAAUGCACAGAACACACACACACACUAACACACUCGUCAAGACAGCAUGGUGAACGUGAUCACGAAAGUGGAUUUCACGAAACAAAUGCAUGUGUUCCGAAAUUCGUGCAGAAUUCAAAUCGCGGCUAAUCAAAAACACAAGAAAAAAAAUGAAAAGAAGAAAUCAUCAGCUAAUAAUUUUGUCAUUGAAAAUUUUUUUAGAUUUUAAAUGUUCGUUGUGGAUAAGCUUUUUCUUUUGGAAAAAUCCCUGCCAUUCCAUACAUACCAUACCCAACAAAAGAAGGAAAAUUCAAUCAAAUCGAGUCGGGCUCGCAAGCGAAAAUGUUAAUAAACUUUUUUUUGUUAAUGAUAUUUUUUUCAAGAGAAAAGACUAUUUGAAUUAACCAAUCAAUCAAUCGAUUCUCUUCCAAUAACCAACUUUUAAAGACUUUGUUUUUUUAACCACACCCCGGUACAUUUCUUUCCUACCAACUAAGGCAUCUGUCUAUUGAUAUAAAAUAUAUUCAUAAUAAUUUGUAAGUAAACCAAAAAAAAAAUGAAAAUGUUUUUGCAUCGUUUUUUCUCUCAAUCCCUCUCCCAUCUCUCCCACAUUGAAACAAGUGUACCCACAUCGAGAUAUGUUCGUUUUUUGAAAGAUAAUGGGAAUGAGAGCAGCGGAGAAGCGGCUAAUGCACCAGAAGUGAACAAGAAUUGAAACAAAAAUUGCAUUUUUUUAUACCUAAAUUAGAAAUGAAACACAUUUUCUUCGAUCUGUUAUUUUUAGCUUUGUAGCGAUAAGUUUUUUUUUCUGUUCUUUUUUUCUCUCUCCUCUACUUCAUUUGAGCGAAUCAAUUUCCACUUUUAUCCCAUUUCGUCCUGUCAGUUGACUUCUCUGCAGAAUUUGUUUUUUUUCAUUUAGAAAAAAUAUCGAUUAAAUACAAAAGUUGAACACUGUUUUUAGUAUAAUGCUAACGUCCGCUAUGAGGUUGUCAAUGAUUAUGGUCGAUUAAAUGUUUCAUUUGGCUAUAAAUUACCAUAGGCAAACUCAAAUAGAAACGUUUUGAUUGUGUGAGUAAAACACAACCACGACGUGAAUAUUCAACAUUUUGAGCUUAAAAUUAGACGUGUCAUCGAAUUCUAGCACGAUGAAACAUUUACUCGAUGCGGAUAGAGACGAAUAUAUGUGUGCCAUCGUUCGUUCAAAUUGUCAACCACAUUCAAGUCUUGAAACCAUUUUUAAAAGAAAAACAAUCUAAUUUUAUCUAUUUAUGAAAACGAGAGAGAUAAGGGUGAAUAGAUUCAUGUUGUUACUUGGAUUAUUGCUAUUCUAUUAUAUUUAACAUUAUUAUUAUGUAAAAUGAUUACUGCAUUUGGAGGCGAAAUGAAAUUAAGAAGCAUGAAUAAUAAACAGAUCUAAAUAAAAUGAAACAGUAUUGUGUACAAAACAAUGGAUUUAUGACGAACAACAGACACUGUUGGCUCUUUUUACCUUCGGCGAUUGGAGUAACACGUAUGGCAUGAAUAGAGAACAGAAGCCGGAUGAAUAGUUUACACACAGUAUCUAUUGCAAAUAAAUGAAAAACAAAAUGACAAUUUUAGAGACACAUUUAAAUUUACAUACAUACACACAAACAAACAGAUUUGCACAUGACUCAAAUUGAAAAUAUUAUACAAACAGAUGAAGUAAUUCAAAUUGAAGAGUAUUUAAUUCGACUUUUUCUUAAGUUAAACACACUCCCCUAAUUGCAAAUGAAAUAACAACCAAUUGAUACAACUGAAUUCGUACGGCUAAUUAGAGAUCAGAAUAUAUACACCAAAAUCAGGCUUCAUUCAUUAACCACAAGAAAAACAAAAUACGAUCAGAUCGAUAGAAAAAAAAGACUAAAAAAAAUUACAAUCGAAUUAAAAAUGACUUGAACAAUUUGAACCACCUUUUAACGAUUUUAGGCAUUUUGCUUUUUUUGAUCGUAAUUUUAAAUGUGAAUAUAUGACAAAAUGAAAACAAAUAAUUCAAGUAAUUUUUACUCUAACGAUAGCAAAAAUCGAACAUCACUUUUAAAGAAGAAAACGCUUUUUUUGAAUGCAUUUUUUUCGUUCGUUCGUAGACAAAGGCAAAACAAAACAUCGACAUUUUUUUAUUCAUUCAUCAUUUUUGAUUAAGAUAUAAAUUACAAAAUUACCGUAGAAUCCAUUCGAUGCUUACAUCUCUUCAAUGUUCAAUUUUGUGUCCCAGUAGUUUUAAAACAGCCACCACUCGAAAUUCGAUUGAGGAUGAAACCUUUUCCGGACAAAAAACAACAAAAAAGUAAUCAAAUUUUUUUAGUAUGUAAUUUGUGUGUUUUAAAAAAAAGUACAAUAUCGUAAAUGAGAAUCAUGAAAUUGAAUAUAAAACAACAUGAUGGAAUGAAGCAAACAACAACAGAAAACCAUACAAAUAUUAAUAGUGAAUAAUGUCAUACAAUUAGAAAGUAUUUAAUCGACGCAGUUUUAGGAUACUUCACACGAAAAUAAAAAUUAUUAUUAUAAUGAUAUGAUAAAGCAAAUGGAUUCUGAUGCAAUAGAAACCGAUUCCAGUAUGAAAAUACAGUAGCUGCAAAAUGCUCGACAUCUACCGAGCCAAUCCAAAUGUAUGCGGAAUGUUUUAACGAAAUCAAAUCACUUCAAUAGCCGAAUUCAAAGCGAAAGUUACCAUGAAAAUGAACACAAUUACAACAAAACAUUCAAUGAUGUCUCAGCAGCUCCUAAAGCCAUUUUCACUUAUAGACGAAUCGAUUUUAGCGUUGCUACUGUAAUUUGGUUUGCUAUACGUAUUUAUUUACGAUAUCAAUUCAAUUUCAACAUUUCGUUCAAAUAGACAGAAAAACAAACCAACCAAAUUCGAUAAUAGAAAACGACUGCAAUUAAAUGGAAAAUCAGUUGACUCAUUGGUGCAACAGAACAUACACACAUUUUAUUACCAAAAUGAAAGCAUAAAGAACAUAUAUAUCUGUUAAAAUAUGUCAAAUUGAACACUUCAAAGUUCCCAAAAAACAACCUUUAACUGUAAAACUACAAACUAAAUUAAAAAUAAUAAAAAAAAUUAAAAAAACCGCACAAAA
Molecule: messenger RNA, 5686 nt
Organism: Sitodiplosis mosellana (orange wheat blossom midge)
Lineage: Eukaryota; Metazoa; Arthropoda; Insecta; Diptera; Cecidomyiidae
Product: CD9 antigen-like
Exons: 8
Coding region: 1190-1996 (268 amino acids)
Cellular component (GO): membrane
Source: RefSeq, a predicted model, not a curated record